CCUGCCCUGCGUAUGUUGGCGAUGUCUUCCAAACAUGAGCUGAAGAAACUGUCGGAGGAAAGCUUAACACGGCAGCCGGAUGAGGUGUUUGACAUUAUCUGCAAGCUCGGCGAAGGUAGCUAUGGCUCGGUGUACAAGGCACUGCACAAGGAGAGCGAGCAGGUGCUCGCGAUCAAGCAGGUCCCCGUCGAUACCGAUCUGCAGGAGAUCAUCAAGGAGAUCUCGAUCAUGCAACAGUGUGACUCACCGUACGUCGUCAAAUACUAUGGAAGCUACUUCAAAAACACCGAUCUCUGGAUCGUGAUGGAGUACUGUGGUGCGGGUAGUGUGUCCGACAUAAUGCGACUGCGCAAGAAAACACUUUCCGAGGACGAAAUAGCGACCAUCCUGAUCGACACACUGAAAGGGUUAGAGUAUUUGCACUUGCGUCGUAAAAUUCAUCGCGACAUUAAGGCGGGCAAUAUACUGCUCAACUCGGAAGGGCAUGCCAAGCUGGCAGAUUUCGGUGUCGCUGGUCAGCUGACGGAUACGAUGGCGAAGCGGAACACGGUGAUCGGUACACCGUUCUGGAUGGCGCCGGAGGUGAUCGAGGAGAUCGGGUACGAUUGUGUGGCGGACAUAUGGUCGCUCGGCAUUACGGCACUCGAGAUGGCGGAAGGAAAGCCACCGUACGGCGAUAUCCAUCCGAUGCGGGCGAUCUUUAUGAUACCGACGAAGCCGCCGCCAUCGUUCCGCCAUCCGGACAUUUGGUCGCCGGAGUUUAUCGAUUUCGUGAGCCUUUGUUUGGUGAAAAAUCCGGAAGAGCGGGCAACGGCCACCGAUCUAUUGGCACAUGAAUUUAUUCGUAAUGCCAAACCGUGCAGCAUACUCAGCCAAAUGAUAGCGGAAGCGAAGGAAAUACGGGAAAACCAAAGCUACAGGCAUGCGGCCGCCAUUAGUCAAGCUAACAAACAGCUGCAAAACAACAGCAAUAAUGCCGCGAACGGGCACGACGGUGGUGAAUCGGACGAUGAGGAGCAGGUAAACUCGAGAACGAUGAAGGAAUUUCCGGCCGACUGUGGAACGCUGGUGCCGGGUCGUGGCGAUGAAGGUGAUGGGACGAUGAUUGCCCAUGCGGAUUAUGGUACGCUUGUGCCGGAUAAUGGGACGAUGGUGGAGCUGCAAUCGAAUCUGGGCACGAUGGUGAUAAAUUCGGAUUCGGAAGAAUCCACCAUGAAAAGACAUGAUACAAAUCCCGACAAACCGAAGUAUAGGCCACUGUUUCUCGAUCAUUUCGACAAGAAGGAAGCGGAAGCGGCCAGCUUCGGCAAUAGCAAGGUUGCCGCGGUAAACAAUCAUCACCAUCAUCACCAGCUACAAUCGCCCGACUCGGCGAUGAGCUCGUUUGACGAUGGUUCACCAGCAGUAGAUUUGCAAAGUGAACUUUCGCCGGCCUUUAGUCCCCAGGCGACACCGGUCGCCUCGCCACAACAGCCACACCUUCUACAGCCUUUAGCCACCUCGCCACAGCAACCUCAGCCACAGGUGCAGAAGAUCAUCAGCAAUCUGGCUUCACCGGCGACACCACCGGCCCCAGCACCAGCAGCAGCACAAGCCUUUCCAGCCACGCACAGUCCCGUCUCUCCGUCGGCACCACCAAUGACGCAAAAUUUCCAAGACCAUCAGCAACAUCAACAUCAGGCACUGCAACAGCAGCAGCAGCAGCAACAGUUCAAUGAAGAACGGCAACGAUAUCAAUCGCAUCUGCAGUUGCAACUGAAUCAAAUAUCCGCCGUUAGCCCCAAUAUGCAUCAGAUGCAGUUUUUGCAACCCACCGCGGCUGAGUACGAUUCGCUUAAGUUUAUGAACUACGAACAGUUGGAACAGCGUUUGGCCAGCUUAGACAAGGAGAUGGAAAAGGAGUUGGCGGAAACGAAGAAACGGUACACCUCCAAACGUCAACCGAUUCUGGAUGCGAUCGAGGCCAAGCAGCAGAAGCGACAGCAAAAGCUGGAAGAGUUUUGAGU
Anopheles maculipalpis is the source of this 2006-nucleotide messenger RNA. It is a transcript of the gene hpo, whose product is annotated as serine/threonine-protein kinase 3. Gene Ontology annotation, molecular function: protein serine/threonine kinase activity; ATP binding. The record is from RefSeq and is a predicted model, not a curated record. Gene Ontology annotation, biological process: intracellular signal transduction; protein tetramerization; protein phosphorylation. Lineage: Eukaryota; Metazoa; Arthropoda; Insecta; Diptera; Culicidae. Gene Ontology annotation, cellular component: cytoplasm. Bases 13 to 2004 code for a protein of 663 amino acids. The transcript has 5 exons.